Molecule: messenger RNA, 387 nt
Organism: Arachis stenosperma
Lineage: Eukaryota; Viridiplantae; Streptophyta; Magnoliopsida; Fabales; Fabaceae
Exons: 1
Coding region: 1-387 (128 amino acids)
Source: RefSeq, a predicted model, not a curated record
AUGAUACCCUUCCGCUUAGUGUACGGUAAGGCUUGCCACCUCCUAGUAGAAGUGGAACACAAGGCUUUCUGGGCUGUAAAGGACUGCAACAUGAAUUAUAAGGAAGCUGGUACUGAAAGGAAGCUGCAACUAGCAGAAUUAAAGAACCUUCGCCUAGAGGCAUAUGACAACUCCAAGCGAUACAAGGAAAAGAUGAAGGCCGUCCAUGACAAGCACAUAAAAAGGAGAGAAUUCAGACCAGAGGAGUUAGUUCUUCUUUACAACUCCAGGCUGAGGCUUAUGCCAGGCAAAUUGAGAUCAAGAUGGAAAGGCCCCUACAGAGUAGAAAAUGAAGGAUCACAAGGAGCUAGAGGUCAAUGGACACCACCUAAAGCUUUAUCAUGGUGA